This is a messenger RNA of Carassius auratus (goldfish), 4748 nucleotides long. RefSeq names its product golgi glycoprotein 1a (gene glg1a). The record is from RefSeq and is a predicted model, not a curated record. The coding region runs from base 38 to 3526 and encodes 1162 amino acids. Gene Ontology annotation, cellular component: Golgi membrane. Gene Ontology annotation, molecular function: fibroblast growth factor binding. Lineage: Eukaryota; Metazoa; Chordata; Actinopteri; Cypriniformes; Cyprinidae. The transcript has 28 exons.
UUGCCCGUAGUAGGAUUCGUAACUUCUCUCGGCGAAGAUGGCGGCGUGUAGACGUGUGCAGCGACUGCUGCUGUUCAUGUUCAUCUGCGGCUGGGUUGGUUCUGCUCAUGGAUUCAAUUCGGACAAAGAUAAAGACGCAGAUAAUUCCGAAAGAGGCAAAAAUGCAGCGGUAGAGGGGAAAGCGUCGGCGCUGGAUGGGGCCUCGGCGCGGCGCAGCGGCGGCUGGAAGCUCGCGGAGGAGGCGGCCUGUCGGGAGGACGUGAGCCGGAUCUGCCCCAAACACUCCUGGAACAACAACCUGGCCGUGCUCGAGUGCCUGCAGGACCGAAAAGACGAGACUGAAAUCGCUACAGACUGCAAUCACCUGCUGUGGAACUAUAAGUACAAUCUGACGACCGAUCCGAAGUUCGAGUCUGUGGCCGUCGAGGUGUGCAAGAGCACCAUCAGUGGGAUUAAGGAGUGUGCUGCUGAGGAGCGUGGGAAGGGUUACCUGGUGUCCUGUUUAGUAGAACACCACACAAACAUCUCUGAGUACCAGUGUAACCAGUACAUCACCAAGAUGACCCGCAUCAUCUUCAGCGAUUACCGGCUGAUCUGCGGCUUCAUGGACCAGUGCAAGGAAGACAUCAACAAUCUGCACUGUGGAAGCAUCAACACCGGAGAGAAGGACCUCCACUCUCAGGGCGAGGCGAUCGCGUGUCUGGAGAAAGCUCUGGUGUCUGAAGCCGAGGAGCAGCAGGGGCAGUACACCAUCAAAGAGGGGUGUAAGAAAGCCAUCAUGCGUGUGGCAGAGCUCUCCUCCGACGACUUCCACCUCGACCGUAAUCUCUACUUAGCCUGUCGGGAAGACCGCGAGCGCUUCUGUGAAAACACUCCAGCAGGAGAAGGGAAGGUCUACAAAUGUCUGUUCCACCACAAGUUUGAGGAGAGCAUGUCGGACAAAUGCAAGGACGCUCUCUCCACUCGUCAGAAGCUGAUCGCUCAGGACUACAAGGUCAGCUACUCGCUGGCUAAAGCCUGCAAACCAGACCUGCGUAAAUACCACUGCAACAUGGACACGGCCAUGCCUCGCGGCAAAGAGGCCAAGCUCUCGUACCUGCUGCUGUGUCUGGAAGCAGCCGUGCACCGAGGUCAAACCGUGAGCGGCGAGUGUCAGGGAGAGAUGCUGGACUACAGGCGCAUGCUGAUGGAAGAUUACUCGCUCAGUCCCGAGAUCGUGCUGCAGUGCAGAGGAGAGAUCGACACGCACUGCUCCGGCCUGCACCACAAGGGGCGAACCCUGCACUGCCUCAUGAGGGUGUCCCGGGACAAGGGCGUCUUGGAUGGACCAUGCCAGAAAGCUCUCCAGACACUGAUACAGGAAACAGAUCCCGGGGCCGACUAUCGCAUCGAUCGCGCUCUGAACGAGGCGUGCGAGUCCGUCAUCCAGACUGCCUGCAAACACAUCCGAAACGGAGACCCCAUGAUCCUGUCUUGUCUGAUGGAGCAUCUGUACACUGAUAAGAUGGUUGAAGACUGUGAACACCGAUUGCUAGAGCUGCAGUACUUCAUCUCCAGAGACUGGAAACUGGACCCUAUCCUGUACAAGAAGUGUCAGAACGACGCGGCCCGCAUCUGUCACACUCACGGCUGGAACGAGACCAGCGAGGCAAUGCCCGCCGGAGCCAUUUUCUCCUGUCUGUACCGGCACGCUUACCGCACCGAGGUGCAGGGACGACGGGGAUCAUCAGAAACUUCUGAUGUAAGUUUGGACGAGACCUCGAAUUUAUCUCGGGACUGUAAGACGGAGGUUCAGCGGAUCCUGCACCAGAGGGCUCUGGAUGUGAAACUGGAUCCGGACCUACAGCAGCGAUGCAUGACGGACCUCGGGAAGUGGUGCAGUGAGAAGACUGAUGCGGGACAGGAGUUGGAGUGCUUACAGGAUCAUCUAGAAGAUCUGAUCCCUAACUGCAGGGAUGUGGUGGGAAACCUCACAGAAUUGGAGUCCGAGGACAUUCAGAUUGAGGCGUUGUUGAUUCGUGCCUGUGAGCCCAUGAUCCAGUCCUACUGUCAUGAUUUGGCCGAUAAUCAGAUCGACACAGGGGACCUGAUGGAGUGCCUCGUUGCCAAUAAGCACCAGAAGGAAAUGAACGAGAAAUGUGCUGUCGGAGUCACACACUUCCAGCUGAUCCAGAUGAAGGACUUUCGCUUCUCGUACAAGUUCAAGAUGGCGUGCAAAGAGGACGUGCUCAAACUGUGCCCGAACAUCAAAAAGAAGGUGGAUGUGGUGAUCUGUCUGAGUACCACGGUAAGAAACGACACUUUACAGGAAGGCAGAGAGCAGCGCGUGUCCGUGAAGUGUCGUAAACAGCUCCGAGUGGAAGAACUGGAGAUGUCUGAGGACAUUCGUCUGGAGCCGGAUCUGUAUGAGAACUGUAGGCAGGACAUCAAGCAGCACUGUCAGAACGUGGUGUUUGGAAACGCUCAGGUGAUCGAGUGUCUGAAGGAAAACAAGAAGCGGCUGACCCAGCACUGCCAUCAGAAAGUCUUCAAACUGCAGGAGACGGAAAUGAUGGACCCAGAACUCGACUUCCAGCUCAUGAGAGUCUGCAAGCAGAUGAUCAGGCGUUUCUGCAGCGAGUCAGAUGCAAAGAACAUGUUACAGUGUCUCAAACAAAACAAGAACAGCGAGCUGAUGGACCCGAAAUGCAAACAGAUGAUUACUAAGAGACAGAUCACCCAGAACACCGACUAUCGUCUGAACCCUGUGCUGAGGAAGGCUUGCAAAGCGGACAUCCCGAAGUUUUGCCAGAGCAUUCUGAACAAUGCCAAAGACGACAACGAGCUGGAGGGGCAGGUCAUCUCCUGCCUCAAACUCAAAUACGCAGACCAGCGUCUCUCUCAAGACUGCGAGGGCCAGAUCAGUGUCAUUCUGCAGGAGUCCGCGCUGGACUACAGGCUCGACCCGCAGCUGCAGCUCCAGUGCACUGAUGAGAUCCCGCGGCUCUGUGCGGAGGAAGUAGCUGCGCAGGAGCAGACGGGUCAGGUUGAGGAGUGUCUGAAACUCAACCUGCUGAAGAUCAGCCAUGAAGGCUGCAAAAAGGAGGUUCUUAACAUACUGAAGGAGAGCAAGGCGGACAUCUUUGUGGAUCCAGUUCUGCACACGGCAUGUGCGCUGGACAUCAAGCACCAGUGUGCUGCGAUCCCACCGGGCCGAGGAAGACAAAUGUCCUGUCUGAUGGAGGCUCUCCAGGAUAAGCGUGUGAGGCUGCAGCCGGAGUGUAAGAAGAGAUUACAGGACCGCAUUGACAUGUGGAGUUACGCCGCGAAGGUGGCUCCGGCAGGAGGGUUCUCGGAUCUGGCCGGGCAGGUUUUAACGUCUCCUGCCAAGUCCUACAUCCUGAGCAUGUUGGCGAUGUGCGUGAUCCUGCUGUUCCUCAUGGGUCUGUUUUGCGGCCGCAUCACCAAGCGUGUGACGCAGGAGUUGAAGGACAGAAAACUUGGUCACCCAUGGGUCGCACCCUUAAACAAGAACAGGAAAUUAUAACAAAAAUGGACACUUAUUCGAAUCAAAUCACGCGGCUUGUGCUUUAAUAUGCUUCAGCAUGCGUUUUUGCUUUAUUAUUUUCAGGCCAUGAUGUUGAAUGUAUCCAUGUUGGGGAAUUCUCGCACUAAUGGCUUUUUAGCUUCAUGUGCUUUCAAUGCUCAUAUUCCUGCUUGGAAAAACAUCCGUUCAUGACCGUGAUCUGGGUUUUCUGCACAGAUGAAGAAACUGCGUUUUCUACGUCUUCAUUCAAAGCGAUUUAAACCAGUACAGCUCUUCGCUCAACUUCCUAAUUCUGAAAAUAAAAAAAUAAGCUCCUUCAUCUACCUGUAAAUCGUUUCAUUCAACAGUCAUUGAUCUAUUUUGAUGCUUUGAAGGAGGUGUAUAAUUGGUAUAUAUUGAUACAAAUCACUUAAACUGUGGUGUUUGUAUAUAUUCGUAUCAUAUUUCAUUCACCGGGUCUGACGAGUUGGAAACCGUUGUGUGUGUGGGCUAGAAUAGAAAUGAAUGGCUUGGUAUCUGGAGAUCUAGUGUUGGUUGCCAACAUUACACUUAAUUUAUAAAUGUUGGGUUCAUAUUUCCUAAAAUACCUUUAAAAUAAAUUAAAAAAAAAUCAUUAAAAUAGGCAAAAAAAAUUAUACUUUGAUCUGACCAAGCCAAUCAAAAUUAAUUGAAAUUAUUAUAUUUUGGGGGGGUGUUUGUGUAUCUGAACAAGCCAGUCAAAAUUUGAUUUGUAUUAAGUUUUUAUUAUUAUUAUUAUUAUUAUUAUUAUUAUUGGCAUGGUCAGGUAAAUAUAGUAAAGUUUUUUUUUUUAUUUUUUUUAAGUUUGAUUGGCUUGAUCUUUCCAAUAAAAAAUCUAUAAUAUCUCCAUCCAAACCUGGCUGUCGAUGGCUGGGUGCAGGUGUUUUCACAUUAUUUUUGAAGGAGUUAAACUAGCCCUACAUGUGCAUGUCAUCUGCUCCCAAAUACCGCUUCCUGUCUGUCUAACUGAUAUAUGACAUAGAAAUGAUCAACUGAUAAAUGACGAAAUGAUUCAUUGUUUUUGUAUUUACUUUCAGUGUACAAAUUUAUCAUUAAAAAAAAAAGUAUUCUUCCUCAAAUCUGAUUAAACCGUGUACUAUACAGAUGUAACUCAAUAACUGCGCUUUUCUGUUCUCAUUCUCAUGUUUUGAUCUGUACGAGUUGAAUUGGACCGUUGUUAAUAAAAUUGAUCUGAUGGUUUGUA